AAACCCAGUGGAGGAAGAAGAAGAACUGGACGUCAACAUGGCUGCGGACAGUGAUGAGUCGGAGGUGUUUGAGAUCACCGAUUUCACCACAGCGUCAGAGUGGGAACGGUUUGUGUCGAGAGUUGAGGAGGUGCUGAAUGACUGGAAGCUGACUGGCAACUCUGCAAGCAGAUUGUCUCCAGAAAAGGGUUCAUAUACCAGUGGCACCUGGUGUGAGAAGUCACAGGAUAUUAAUUUUGCUGAUUUUAAGUUCUACAUAACCCACCACUUCCUGAAAGACGAAUGUGAGCAGGAUGAAGGGACGGACACACCCAAGGAAGAUGUCUUACCCUUGGCAAUGCAGGACCUUCUGUGCAUGAACAACGAUUUCCCUCCUCGAGCCCACUGCCUGGUCAGAUGGUACGGCCUACGAGAGUUUGUGGUCAUCAGCCCUGGAACUAACUGUGAGGCCAUCAUCAGCGAGUCCAAAUGCAAUCUGCUUCUCAGCUCCGUCUCCAUUUCUCUCGCCAACUGUGGCAGUCAGGUUCCCAUGUUUGUGCAGAUCCAGCAGAAGUGGAGGCGGAUGUAUGCUGGAGAGUGCCAAGGAUCAGGUGUGCGAACUGACUUUGAAAUUGUCCAACUCCGCAAGGUGCCGAGCCAGUACAACCACUUAUCCGGUCUGCUUGACAUCUUCAAGUCUAAGAUAGGUUGUACUCUGUUUCCUCUACCUCCAGUCAACAUUGCCAUUCGCUUUACCUAUAUUCUCCAAGACUGGCAGCAGUACUCUUGGCCGCAGCAGCCUCCAGAUUUUGACACACUUCUCGGAGGUGAAGUCGGAGGGGUGGAGUUUGGGAAACUUCCAUUUGGAGCCUGUGAGGAACCAAUCAGUGAACUUCAUCUUGCAACCACCUGGCCUUACCUGACAGAGGGCAUAGUUGUGGAUAAUGAUGUGUACAGUGACCUCGACCCUCUUCAAGCUCCUCACUGGUCAGUUCGAGUCAAGACAGCUGAAAACCCUCAGUGUUUACUGGGCGACUUUCUGACGGAGUUCUUUAAGCUUUGCUGCAAGAAGGAGUCUACAGAGGAGGUUCUGGGAAGAGGACUGUCUGAAGAGGAGGGGAAAGAAAACAGUGACAUCAGCUCUGCUUUGUCCAAGCUGACCGAGCCAACAGCAACUGUACCGAUUACCAAACUGUCCGUCUCCAACAUGGUGCACACGGCUCGAAAGCAUAUCCGCCGCCACCGACGUAUCGACGAGUCACCACUUAACACCGACGUUCUCAAUUCUGUCCUCCUGUAUCUUUUCCCAGAUGCUGCUGUGGAGAAGUCAUCAGAGAAUAUCAAGAGCAAAACUGCGCAACCAAACUCCAGCGAGACAACUGAGCAAGAUAAAAACUCAGAUUAUAAUCUUUUCCUCCAGCUGAAGUCAGCACCCAGUGACAGUCUGACCUACCGGCUGGCUUUAUGUGUGUGUCUGGUCAACUACAACUAUGGUGGGCCUAGAGCUGUUGCCCACCUCUGGCAGGAGUUUGUCCUGGAGUUGCGCUAUCGCUUGGAAAACAACUACCUCAUUUAUGGAUUGGCUGGUGGACCUCCUGAUCUUCGCUGUUGUCUUUUGCAUCAGAAGCUUCAGAUGCUGAACUGCUGCAUAGAGAGGAAGAGGGCCAGAGACGAAGUUCGCAAGACACUGGAUAGCAGCAAAGACAGAGAACGUAGAGUGUCUGGAGGCUCCCAGAACAGCCGCCAAGCUCCAGAGUCUGCAGCAUCUACGACCACAUCUCAAGGAAAAUCCUGGGACUCAUGGAGCGACAGCGAGGAUGAGUUCUUUGAGUGCCUCAGUGACCAAGGAGAGAUCGAGGCUCCGCAAACUGAUGGAGGAAAGGAUGUCAGUAAGAGCAAAGCGGAGGGCAGACUGCACCCCUACAACAACAUGACACUGCUCAACUCUACAGAGCCUCUCUAUGUUCCUGUCACACAGGAGCCUGCUCCAAUGACAGAGGAUCUGUUGGAGGAGCAGUCAGAGGUGCUGGCAAAGCUGGGCACGUCAGCUGAAGGCACCCACCUCCGGGCUCGGAUGCAGAGCGCAUGUCUGCUCUCCGACAUGGAGUCCUUUAAGGCAGCCAACCCAGGCUGUGUUCUGGAGGACUUUGUGCGCUGGUACUCUCCCAGGGAUUACGUGGAGGAGGAGGUGGUGGAUGAGAAAGGUAACACAGUGGUGAAAGGCGAGCUUAGUCCCAGGAUGAAGAUCCCAGGCAACAUGUGGGUGGAGGCUUGGGAGACAGCGAGGGUUACACCUGCACGCCGCCAGAGAAGACUUUUUGAUGACACUAAGGAGGCAGAAAAGGUUCUACACUAUUUGGCAAUGCAGAAACCUGCAGAUGUGGCCUGCCACCUCCUGCCCUGUAUGAUCCACGCUGCUAUUCUGAAGUUGAAGGAGGAAGAGUCAGUAGAAGACAUUCCAUCAGUCAAAAAAAACAUUCAGCAGACUAUAUCUCAAGCCAGCAAGCUGCUUCACCCCCCAAACCGGGACUACAAGAAGUUAGAGGAUUUCAUUAACCAGCUGAUGGUUAUGGAGAUUGCCAUCACCCGAGCUCGGUCACUCAAGGCCAAGUUUUCUGUAAGUGAGGAUGAAAAGGGAGAGGACACAGAUGAGCUGGAGAAGUUUGUGAGCUCCCUGCUGGAAGAGCCAGAGGUGGCAGUGAUUGGAGCUGGCCAAGGCCCAGCCGGCAGCAUCAUCCACAGACUGUUUAUCAACUCUCAGAGGUUGGCUGACUUCACCAGUGAUGAGGGUGUAUUUGGUGACAUGGAGGCUGCCCUCCUGGCACCGAUGGACGAGGACUUGGGCCCUGACAGGAAGCUGCCUGGACGGAGCAGUAAAGUAGCAGACUUCCCUCCUCCAGCAGGCCGAGAGAUUCUGCUGCGAACAUGCGUUCCUCGACCAGCUCCGUACUCCAAAGCUCUGCCUCAGCGGCUCUUCUGUGUGAUGAUGAGGGAUGAGUUCAGACUGGCUGGGGCUUUCUCCACAGAUACGUCCUUCUUCUAGGAACCACGGUCCAUUUGUAAAUAAUAUUUCACUUUAUAAACCAAGAACUAGAGGUUCAUUCAAGGACACGGGGCGGUGCAUUAUAAUGCUAAGUGCGGUAUUGGUUGGUUAGUUUGGAUGUUUGCUCAAAUGGUCUCAUUAAGGCAUGACGUUUCCCUGUUGGCUACAUAUUAGGGCUCGGCUGAUGUGGAUUUUGCAGGGCUGAUAUCAGUACCAGUUAUUACUAAUCAAUUGAUAAUCCAUAUUUAGAACUGAUAUACAUUUUCCGUAAAAAUAAAAUCUUGGUGUCAAAAUGUAGAAUAACUCAAACUUCAACAGAAAACUGUGUUUAUUUUCCUUUAUUUAUUUUUAUUUUACAUAUUUGAUUAACGGACAACUUCAUCUUUUACCUUUCAGUGCUGAUAGGCUGUUACUCUUCAGGUGUAACCAAUCAGAUAGUGCCGUGGGCAGGACAUCGCUUAAUACCACAACGUGAUCACUACAGAUAAAGACAGGAAACUGACGAGAAGUAGUGCGUUUUUAAAUUAAUUUAUUUUAUCUGGAAUUGGCUAAUAAAUGUAACGACACCAAUAAUCAGAAAACCACAGAAGAUUGUAUCUGAUAAACAGCCGAGCCGAUAAUCAGUCGACCCCUGCUCUAGCCAGUACCCUAAUGAGCUCUGUUGUCUGGAAAAAGUGAGGAAGAUGUUGCUGUAUUUCGCUUUAUUUGGUCUUAAUCCUCUAUUAAGGCAUGGCCUAACUCCAUAUCUCUAGCCAAUAUGAAAAUGUAAGCCAUGAAAAAAUAAGACACUGCUUCAUUUCACUUUAAUUUGAAUAUUUCAGUUUGCCAGAUGAAGCUCUAUGUACCCAUGUAGACUCCAUGAACAGCUGACAGCUGGAAUUUCACUGUAAACCUUUUUCAAAGACUUGGAAGCUAGUGCUAAAGUUACGUGUUUGGAGGUCUGGAUGAACAUCCUUUCAUCCUCACUACACUAGAUAUAAGCAUCUAUCUAUGAAUCUAUCUAUCUCCACCUUUUCAUUUCUGCCUUGUCCAUGCCAAAAUUCUACACUGCUAUUUUUCACACUUCUGUGCUGCAUAAAACAGGGAUGUCAUCAAGGAUAUGAGUGUAGGACACAUGAAUUAUAUUGGUGGUUAUCAAGUAGCAUUUAAUGAGCUGCAGUAAUGUCAUUUUGCUUCAAUUGUCAUCUUAAAAUAUUUUAAUAAAUAAAACUAAAUGAAUCUUAAUGAAA
Molecule: messenger RNA, 4251 nt
Organism: Amphiprion ocellaris (clown anemonefish)
Lineage: Eukaryota; Metazoa; Chordata; Actinopteri; Pomacentridae
Gene: rab3gap1
Product: RAB3 GTPase activating protein subunit 1
Exons: 26
Coding region: 38-3022 (994 amino acids)
Biological process (GO): positive regulation of GTPase activity
Molecular function (GO): GTPase activator activity
Source: RefSeq, a predicted model, not a curated record